AUGUAUAAUCAUAUGGUUGUUAGAGAACUGUUGAAGCUAAGGAAAUCUGAUGAUAUCGUAUAUCUUACUGCAAGAAACUCAGAAUUAGGAAAAGUUGCUGUCAAACAGCUUAAAGAAGAAGGAUUAGAGCCUGCAUUUUUCAAACUGGACAUCACCUCUCAGAAUGAUAUUGAUACAUUUGCUUCACACGUGAAAACCUACCAUGCAGGUCUAGAUGUUCUAAUAAACAAUGCUGGAAUUGCAUUCAAAAACUCAUCAACAGAACCAUUCCCACUUCAGGCAAAGGUAACUAUUGAUACAAACUACUUCGGAACAUUAAACGUCUGUGAAGCCUUGUUCCCAUUGUUGAGAAAAGGUAGCCGGGUAGUGAACGUAUCCAGCUCAUGCGGUCAUCUUUCUAAAAUAAACGGUGAAGAACCCCAGGCCUCUAAACUUAGAAAUGAACUAAGUAAACCAGAUUUAACAGUGGACCAAUUGAACCAGCUCAUGGCCUCAUUCGUUAAGUUGGCUGAAGAUGGAGAGCAUAUUAAGAAUGGAUGGCCUAACGGAGCAUAUAAGGUUUCUAAAGUUGGUGUCAGUGCAUUGAGUAUUAUUCAACAAUGAGAACUUAGCAAGGAGAGACAUGGUGAUGAUAUUGUUGUUAAUCAUGUUCAUCCAGGAUACGUAGAUACAGACAUGACCAGUCAUAAAGGACACUGGAGUGUAGAGGAAGGAAGUAAAUCUAUUGUAUAUGCAGCAACCCUGCCUUCCAAUACAGAUGUGCGUGGAAAGUAUAUUUGGGAGGAUUGUACUGUAACAUCUUAGGUUCAGGCGGAAGUUAACCUCUUCUACUAAUGUACAGUCUGUUCAUUACAGUACUUUAGUUCCCUAACCUUGUACUGUACUGUACUACACGGCUGGAUGAUAAAGAAGGCGGUCAGAGAAAAUAAACUUCUUCUCAUGUAGUGUACUUUCGCAUGGUACUGCACCAUGUACAGACUUUACUGUUUGCAUUUCGCAAAGAUUCCGGCGUAUAAAUAAAG
Eurytemora carolleeae is the source of this 1022-nucleotide messenger RNA. RefSeq names its product carbonyl reductase [NADPH] 1. The coding region runs from base 1 to 603 and encodes 200 amino acids. Gene Ontology annotation, molecular function: oxidoreductase activity. The transcript is spliced from 13 exons. The record is from RefSeq and is a predicted model, not a curated record. NCBI's taxonomy places the organism in Eukaryota, Metazoa, Arthropoda, Copepoda, Calanoida, Temoridae.